Manduca sexta (tobacco hornworm) is the source of this 637-nucleotide messenger RNA. Its product is annotated as zinc finger HIT domain-containing protein 3. Gene Ontology annotation, cellular component: nucleus; pre-snoRNP complex. NCBI's taxonomy places the organism in Eukaryota, Metazoa, Arthropoda, Insecta, Lepidoptera, Sphingidae. Gene Ontology annotation, molecular function: protein binding. Bases 223 to 615 code for a protein of 130 amino acids. The transcript is spliced from 3 exons. The record is from RefSeq and is a predicted model, not a curated record. Gene Ontology annotation, biological process: maturation of LSU-rRNA from tricistronic rRNA transcript (SSU-rRNA, 5.8S rRNA, LSU-rRNA); snoRNA localization; box C/D snoRNP assembly.
GUUGACAUAAGUUUUCAUUUUUUUAAGGUUAUCUUUAAUAAAAACAAAAAAGUUAAGCAUAAUAUUAGCCUUAGCGAUUAAAACUAAAAUGAAAUAAAUUAAUAAACCUUAUCUAUAGGGUUUAAACAAGUUCUCGAUUAGGAAAAUAUAGAUGUGUUCCAGUGAAAUUUUAAUUUGAAAGUAGUGUUGUUGUUCCUAAUUAAAAGUAAUAGAAUAUAGAAAAUGACUUGUACACAUUGUUGUAAUGAAUCAAAAUAUAAGUGUCCUGUGUGUCGAGCGCCUUACUGUUCAGUAAAUUGUUACAAAACACACAAACAGAAUCCAUGUUCACCCCCUCCAGAACCACCAGAAGAAAAAAGCGAUAACUAUCAAAGCAGACUCUAUGACUAUCCUACCGAUGAUACUGUGCCACAGGAAAAAUUAAAGUUAUUAGAACAAUCAACAGAAGUAAAGAAAUGUUUAGCUAAUCCUCAUGUAAGGAAAAUAUUGGUAUUAUUGGACCAGUCUACACACCCAGAUGAAAUGAUUCAAGAGUAUAUGCAAGAACCAAUAUUCACAGAAUUUGUUGAUGCUUGUUUAAAAGUUGUGCAGCCUCAAAAUGACAAUAAUACAUAAUAAAAUAUUUCUAUAAAUUUAA